AUGGUAACGCAGUCGAGCAGUGCCAGGCCGCACAAGCGCUACCGAGACGACCGACCCGAGUCGGAUCGCGAACAUCGCAAAGCGCCUAGAAGACAGGAACAACGUCACGGCCAUCACCGACCGCGGCAUGAAGCUGACAGGGCCAACCAAAGGGGCGGCACAGGCGGCGAGCAUAGGGGCAGUUCCAUCGACGUGGCACAAGGCAGGGCGUACGCCGACCACGCCGAGGAAGGAGAGAUCUCCAGCAGCGCAGCCGCAGAACAGGAGGGCAGGGGAGACGUGAAAGACGACGCACCGGACGACGUCGACUACGACCUCGACGACGAUCAAAAGGCCGAGAAGCUGCUCGAAGAGAGCCGGAAGAGGCGGCAGGCCAUCCUGCAAAAGUACAGCGCCACCGCAUCGCCCAUCUCCAGCGCCGGCGCACCUUCGCCCGCGCAGCCCGCAUCCGUCACUGUCCCUCAAGAGUCGAGGACGGAGGCAGCGCAGAGCACCAACACUUCCACUCCUCGCAUGUCCGGCUUCUCCCUCGCAAAGGACGAUGCGGCCAUCGCUGCCGACGCCAGAGGCGCAGACGGCAUCUCUGCAGCCGACUACAAUCCCGACCUGGACAAGGCCGAGGACGAAGCCAAGCAGCAGCAGAGGCUGCGUCGUAACCUUGGCCUGCCGUUGGGUCCCGUCGGCGGCAAAGGCACCGCUGCACCCGACACGGUCGGCGGCGUCGCCGAGGGCCUGGGCGAGCCUGUAGACAAGCUGGAAGACGAGUACGAAGAGAUCGAGGUGGACGAUGACGACGACGUCGACGACAUGUUCGCCCUGGACGAAGACAGGCCCAAGAAGAAGAAGGUCAUCCGGGUGCCCAAGGGUGGAAGCGCGGCCGUAGCGCCAAUGCUGCAAAGCGACGCGGGCACGAGCGCGGCCACGCUCAACGACAACUGGGACGACCCGGAUGGCUACUACCGCAUCAUCCUGGGCGAGACGAUGGACCGGGGCCGCUACCAGGUGUUUGCCAACCUUGGCAAGGGCAUGUUUUCGUCAGUCGUCAAAGCGCGCGACCUGCAGAAUGGCGAUCGCGAGGUGGCCAUCAAGAUUGUGAGGAUCCAGGAGACGAUGUACAAGGCGGGCCUCAAGGAGAUUGGCAUCCUCAAGAAGCUGGCCGAGCUGGAUCCCGAGGACAAGAAGCACGUCAUCCGGCUCGAGGGCCACUUUGAGCACCGCGGCCACCUCUGCAUGGUGUUUGAGUCGCUCAGCAUGAACCUGCGCGAGGUGGUCAAGCGGUUUGGCAAGGACGUGGGCCUCAACCUGAUGGCGGUCAAGUCGUACGCGCACCAGAUGUUUGCCGCCCUCUGUCUGCUGCGCAAGGCCAACCUGAUGCACGCCGACAUCAAGCCGGACAACAUCCUGGUCAACGAUGCCAAGAACCUCCUCAAGGUGUGCGACCUGGGAUCGGCGUCGGAUCUGAGCGAGAUGGAGAUCACGCCGUACCUCGUCAGCCGCUUCUACCGAGCGCCGGAGAUCAUCCUUGGCCAGCCGUACGACUGCGCCAUCGACGUGUGGUCGAUCGGAUGCACUCUGUACGAGCUGGCGACGGGCAAGAUUCUGUUUCCUGGGCGGUCCAACAACCAGAUGUUGCUGCUGAUGCAGGAGCUGCGGGGCAAGUUUACCACCAAGCAGAUCCGGCGGGGUCAGUUUGGCGAGCAGCACUUUGACGACACCAACGCGUUUCUCAGCCUGGAGCGAGACAAGAGCACUGGCCAGGCUGUGGUACGACGGGUGGUGGUGCAGAAGCCGACAGAGGACCUGCGGGCGCGGCUGCUCCCCGGCAACGCGGCCAAGAGGCUGCGCGAGGGUGAGCUGCGGCUCAACAACCACUUUAUCGACCUGCUCAACCGCUGCCUCGAGUUGGACCCGUCGAAGCGCAUCACGCCCAAAGAGGCGCUGGCGCAUCCGUUCCUAACGUCGCCGUAG
This is a messenger RNA of Pseudozyma flocculosa PF-1, 1968 nucleotides long. RefSeq lists its product as uncharacterized. Gene Ontology annotation, molecular function: ATP binding; protein serine/threonine kinase activity. Gene Ontology annotation, biological process: mRNA cis splicing, via spliceosome; peptidyl-threonine phosphorylation; peptidyl-serine phosphorylation. The record is from RefSeq and is a predicted model, not a curated record. The transcript is spliced from 7 exons. NCBI's taxonomy places the organism in Eukaryota, Fungi, Basidiomycota, Ustilaginomycetes, Ustilaginales, Ustilaginaceae. Bases 1 to 1968 code for a protein of 655 amino acids.